Dacryopinax primogenitus is the source of this 447-nucleotide messenger RNA. RefSeq lists its product as uncharacterized. The transcript has 2 exons. The coding region runs from base 1 to 447 and encodes 148 amino acids. NCBI's taxonomy places the organism in Eukaryota, Fungi, Basidiomycota, Dacrymycetes, Dacrymycetales, Dacrymycetaceae. The record is from RefSeq and is a predicted model, not a curated record.
AUGGUCCGCUCCUCCACCAUUGUUCUCACCCUCACUCUUGCUGCAACGGCGUUCGCCGCCCCUUUGUCUUUGGAGCGCCGAGCUGCUCCAAUGGAGGAGCAUGAGCAUGCAAUGCGAAGCGAAAUGGACGAUGCUUCCCUCGAAAAGCGGUUCAUGGACUUUAUUAAAAGCCAUCCAUUUAUAACCGGUGCGGUUGGUGUCGCCAUCGGGGCUCACGUCAUCAAGAAAUUUAUGCCCAACAAGGGGCAGCCCGCGAAGGCUCAGAACGACCAGUCCGAGAACGAGCAAAAUAUUUACCCGAGGCGUGACUUGCAAGAUGACGACGAAUACCUCCUCGAGAUGAGGGACAUGGAAGACAACACGCCCUGGGUCGUACUACGCGAUGCCAACAUGGAAUACGUGGCAUCGACGUUAGAGAAGCGCGGGUCGUUAUCUGACAUGGAAUAG